CUUUUUUUUUUUUUGUGUCUCUUAAUUUGCUUGAACUUCUCGGACUGAGAGGAUUAUUCUGGCUAAAACAAGUUAAACCAACAUUUUUAAAUGUUUUAAAUGUCUUCGAUUUUUUUUUUAUUUAUUUUUUAAGCACUGCGAUUUGUGUGCAUUGUCUCUAUUGUUGAAUGGUGCUUGAAUAAGAUCCAGAGUGUGUCAGCGGGAAAUGAGCAGAGAGAAUUGACACAAACUCCCGUCCUGAAGGGACAUCGCGGGGCUGGCCGUGCACCUGGUAUCUGCGGGCACCUUGCGUCUGUUCCUGUGUGCUUCGCUCUCUGUGAUGCCACAGUACAGAAACAGAGCGUAAUAUCACUACAGAUAUUACGCAAACUACAGCAAUUGUGUGAUACAGAAAGCGAUGAGAAUGUGACGGCCGUUGUCUUUCGUAGUCCUAUUUUCCCCGAAAGUUAAAUACAUGGUGUUGUGAUACUCUGUAUGCCCCACACACUGAUUGGAAAGAGCCCAGAAGUCUGUGUGAUACUUCCCAGCGUAAUUUCCAUAAUUUUGUUCAUCCAUGUCCUUUGUUUUGGAGCUGUUGAUGCGUGGUUAGGAGUCAUUCAGCAUGCCGAAGGGGAGUCCGUAGGAGUCGUUAGUCGCCGCGAUGAUAGCGAAACUGCAGCGGAAUGGCGUGGUGACAGACCCGCUCUCCCACGUCCCCGUCUCCGCGCGGCAGACCGCCAUGGACUCCUUCGACUUCCACUUUGAGGGCACCAGCAGCCUGGACGCGCAGCCGCUGAGCUGCCCAGGGAGCCGACUCUCGCCGGCCAAGUCCAACAGCAGCAUCGACCAGUUCAGCCACCACCACGGGAAAGGGGACUCUGCGUACAGCUCCUUCUCCGGGGGCUCCAAUGCCCCAGACUACACCUCCCCGUUCCUGCCAGACGACAUCCACCACCAAAGCCUUCAGUACGCAGAUCUGAAGUAUGUCAAGGGUGUCUACAGUCCCAACAUUCUCAACAUCAACAGAUCCGCAAGCGUGGAUCAGCUUUUUGAGACCGUAGGGGGUGACUCGCAGGAGUGCUACUGCCACAGUCCCUGCCAUGGUGCAGACUGCCACCGGGAACCGCCUCCACCACCACCAGCUCGUCUAGACAGUUUCAUAACCAUCAAGAACUUGGAAAAUUACAGAGAGAACUUGAGUUCUCAUGGCCCUUGGGCUGAAAGAUCACACCAGAGGUCUGAGACUGCUAAUCCUGAUGCUGUUCAUCCCAGACAGAAGUUGGCCUAUGGCCGAAGGAGCUCACGGUCUAACCUGGAAUGUCCAGAAGGUCUGGAAGACUCGGAUCAGACACCCAAACAAAAGCCUAUUCAAAGUUCUUUAAACCAGCAGUCUUCGUCCUUUAUUCAACCAGAAUUCCUGAAACAGCAGGUCGUAGGUGCUGGUAACUGGUCUGAAAAUCAAAGCAGGAGGUCACGUUCUGAGCAAAGGGCCAACCUCCCGGAGCCGUUGCAACCCGGGGAUACCCAGCAUGCAAUGCAGAACCUGCCAAAUGGCAACAUCCAGCACAAAGGGAAUUUCUACUUCGUAACCGGCGUGUGCAAAUCCUCAGAGUCGAGUUGUAGAGAUGCUCUUUCAGAGGGCGAGAUCAGUCCUUCAUCUACAGCAGACACACACAGGCUGGUGGAGAUGGAAGAUAGGUUACUCGGUCCUGUGGUUGACCACAAUGUGCGACAAGGACGCGAGAACAGUCUUGAUGGCUUGCAGGACUCGGAAACCUGUCAUAAGAGUCACGAUGUGUACAACAGCAUCAAAGACGAGGAAUCUCAGAGCAAAGUCUCGUGUGCUCAGAGUAAUAUCUCAAACCAGGGUUUCUAUGGUCUGGAGAGUUCGGAAGAAACAACCAGUGAGAGAAACUGUAGCUCCCAAAGACAUCCCAUCUUCUACUGUGGUCCAGAGGACGGUUGUCCCCGAAUUUACAAAGAUGACAAGGACACUGCUGCUGUACUGAACGCAGACCAGGGAGGCAUCGAUAAGAAAGCAGACCUUGCAGUAAGAGGGAAGAGACAGCCUUUGGGAGACUUAGCCAGUGAUAAGAUCAACAAGGAGACCACUCCUCUCUUGUACCAUCUCACGGGUGAGAACAGGGGAGUGCUGAUGCACAGGCCCAAGAGUGACACCAGUGGGAAGUGGAGGGAGUCCAGGCGGUAUAGCGCCCCCCUCAGGCAGCAGAGUGUAGAGGAAGGGAGCACCUCCAGCAGAAGUGGUAUCCUGCUGAACAACACAUGCGGCGUAGACCAGCAAAACCAAGAGCAUCUCUCCAGCCCAGUAGGAACCCUGGAUGAAUCCUUCAAGAAGUAUUACAGGGAAAAGGUAAAGGAUGCUCAGAAGAAGGUCUUAAGGGAAACAUCAUUCAAAAGGAGGGACUUGCAGCUCUCUUGGCCUCACAGGAUCAAACCACGGCUCGAUCUGAGGCCAUCUUUCCUGAACUCUACCGUGUCCCUCCAGGGAUCUCCGGUGACACCCGAAAGCCCCUCGCCCUGCUUCGAGCUGGAAACAGAGUUGCAAGGGAAAGAGAACAGGAACUGGGAAGAGGCAGAAGAGCAAGAAAAAGACGAGGCGAAGCUGUCUAUUGUCCCUCAGCCUCAGGUAGCACGAAUCGGGAGCAGGAGGAGGCUGACUUCUGAGCAAAAGAAACUCUGCUACUCCGAGCCGGAGAAGCUGAAUCAAGUGGGGGCUGCACCCCUGCAUCCCGUGUGCAACUCCUUGGGCAAUGAGGAGGAAGGCCUGCUGUCCAGGGAUGAUGUCAGCGAGCAGGGGCUGGUGGCCUCCAGGAAGAAGCUGUUCGAGACCCGGGACCGUGCCUACUCUACCUCCGGCCGGCCCAAAAACACCCUGAAGCAGAUCCAGCAGAAGGCCCUGGUGGCCUAUAUGGAGAGGAAGACCGGGCAGAAGACGGCUGAGCCCCAGCAGCCUGUACACUACCAGAGGCACUCGUCUGCAGGCCUCCCAGCUGUACUCGCCCUGAGGUCGCUUUCCGGGAAUGUGGCGCCAAGACCGAAGCUCCUAAGGCCCCUUUCUGCAGGCCGCAUACUGGAUUCCAGUGGCCCCUUCCUGCCUUCGCAGUUCAGCUCUGUCCACAGUGAUGUGCUGCCAAGUAAAGCCAACUGGAGGGAAUGUACCAGCUCCGCAACCGGGAAGUCUGCCUCGGCUGAGACCCUAUUGGAUCAGCCCGAACAGGGAACCUUCUUCCAAACCCGCUCCACCUCCACCCCCUACAACCUUCAGGUUGAAGAUGACAUCCACAAACCUCCAGUUUCCUCCACCCAGAAUUCUUGUGCUCAGAGGAGACCGGAUGGGUCAGUGCGGGCUCUUACAGAGCGGGCGGUCUCCGUGUCGGGGGACAUCCCAGCUCGACCGGUGGCCCUCAGGGGAAAGUCCAUGGAGGAGCUGGGAGCGGGCCGGAUCGACACGGUACAGGCCCUAAGCAAGAGCUCUGAGCAGCUGGACCAGCUGGAGGACGGGCGGAACCCUCCGGGCCGAGAGCAGCGGCGGCUGUCCUUCUGGGACGCGACGAGGAAACUCCAGCUGGGGCCGCGUAGGACGCCCUUUGUGAGACAGGACACCGCCCCCGAACUGGGCAGCGAGGCAGGGGGCAGCGAGGCAGGGCUCCGGGGCCUCGGCGACGGCCCAGACAGGCCACAAUGUGGGUCCCCCUCGUCGACGGGGCCCCCCUCUCCAUCCGAGGCCAGUAGUGUCGUGGGCAACAGUGUCUUCUACGUCAGUGACGCUGAGACGCCGUUCCCCAGUAGCCAAGCCUCCCAGGAACGACGGACCAGCAGGACCGGUUCCGUAUCGCCAUCUAGUCCGACCGGUUCCAGCAGAAUCGGCGCGGCCCCUCCCGUGCACGCCCUGUUACCGGGCCAGGAUGAUGUUCCGAGACCUGAUCCCUCCCAGGAGGUGUUUCUGGGCCGCGGCGUCACCACCGAUCCGAGUUCGUGGCUCGUCGCGCAGAACAAAGAGGUUAUGGAAGAAUCUCGCCACAUCUCCGGUGAGACUGAAUCCCCGAGCGCGUUGCCAGAACCGGCGACGCACGAGCCACCGGUGGCGACGACCUCCGAAGGUCCAGACCUGGAGGAAAAUGAGGGAAAAGACGGUGAUCUGCCUAAAGAGGAGACUGAGAAAGGAGGUGAGACUCUGGUCGAGACCGGAGCUCCAGCCAAGCCACGGUGGCAGGUGUUGGUGGAGGAAGUUGUCGCGGAGGACCAAUCACUGGCCCGUGUCCUGCUUCCGGUGACCAAUCGCAAGACGGCAGUGAUGCUGAUGGAGGAGCUGUUGUCUGAGGACACACUGCUAAUGGAGGAGCAUUACAGACAUAAACACACACAGCAACCUGGCGACAGCUCUGAAAUUUUAGAGCAGCAGAACAUGAUGCCACCAAGCAAUGAGAACCCAGACCCCGAUGGGCAGAUGCAAGAUGGCCACGUAAAUAAAGGAAGUGACAUCACGGAAAAGAAGAGGGUUUUGAUGGAGUGCAUCAAGGGGCGCCUGCAGCUGGUGGAGAAGCAGCGAGUGGCCCUAAAGGAUGCGGUGGAGGCUAACGGCCUGCAGGGCGGCGCCGUCGACACCCUGGUGCAGCAGAGCUGCCCGCCAGCCGAGUACGAGCGCUACACACUGUUCGUGGGGGACCUGGAGCGCGUAGUGAGCCUGCUGCUGUGCUUGUCGGUGCGUCUGGCUAGGGUGCGUAACGCGCUGAGCGCCGUUGGGGAGCAGGCCGACGCGGAGGAGAAGCAAUCACUGGACAACCGGCACCGUUUGCUGUGUAAACAGCAGGAGGAUGCCAAAGACCUGAAGGAUAACCUGGAUCGGCGGGAGCGCGUGGUGUCCACCAUCCUGGCCCGGGUCCUAACAGCCGGGCAGCUGCAGGACUAUCGCUGCUUUGUACAGACCAAGGCUGCGCUGCUCAUCCGGCAGAAGGACCUGGACGAAAAGCAGAGGCUGAGCGAGGAGCAGCUGGAGUCGCUGCUCAACAGCAUCCCGUCCUGAAAGCCGUCCUGCUGGGCGCUCGCCUGUCCUCACAGCCAUGGGGAUUUGUGUUCAGGCCUCCCACCCCUAGAUGGCGCCCCAUCCUUCUGCUUCCGUGGAAUGUCUGUGCCGGGUGUGUCAGCGGCGAAUUUGUCUCCGGUUUAGAAUUUACAUUUUAAACUUUAACGCGUCUUUAAUUCCGCUAUAGUCACUUGUUACCAAGAGAAGAAAGUCAUUUUAAUAACCUGGAAUUAAUAAGCUUUAAAAUAAUCAUGGCUUUGGGAUUAUUUGAAGAAGAAGAAAAUCAUGACAUUUCAUAAUAGUUUUAAGGUGGAGCAUUUUUAUUGGUCAUUUUGGCACUCGAUGAAAACCAAAAAAAGAUUAAAAAGCACUUUCACAUGUACUUGCACAAAAAUAUAUGGAUUUUUGUUUCCAGAAGGUUGUUUUUUUUCCCCUCUCAAAAUGUUUUGUGAAAUAUCAGGCCUUUUCUGUAUCCAAUGAAAUAUUAUUUAUUCAAUGGUCUUGGAAAAAUGAAACUGACUGUGAUAUUUUGUUGGAUCAAAGAGAUCUUUGCGAUCUCCCCUCAGGGGCUGUAUGGAUUACAUCAUUUAUCGCCGCUUCUGCUUAAAAUAAACCAGCAUAUAUUACUUAACAAGGAACUGAAUGUUUCUAAUUUUUGACUACUUUAAUGACUAAGACCAAGCUUUCUUUUAAUGUCUUUAAAAUAUUGGCUAGACUGCAUGAGGAAUCAACAGAAGGUGGCCUGACUCUUUAAACUUGUCUCUGCCUCUGAAAAUUUGUAUCUCUGUCCUGAUGCACAGAUGUAGUGAUUUUUUAAUAUGGCUUUGGUGAAAAUCUCAUGUAUGGUCAAUAACCUAAAGAACAUUUCAUGACAUGCAAGUAAAUUAUCCUUAGGAAUUAGGACCUGCAUACUCAAAUACUAUCCCUGGAUCGUCACAAAAAGAUGUGGGAACGUUUUAGUGUUGAAUUCUGCUUUGUUGUUGGUAUCACAAACUAUGAAUCAUUUCAUUUUUCUCCACUAUACUGAAAAAAUAUUUAUGAAUUGCAUUAGUAUGUUUUAAUGUACAGAUUAAUUUGAAAUUAAUAUUUGCACUUCAUUAAUUGAUUUAAGCAUAAAAUUGUCUUGCUUAAAAAAAUAAAUGUACAUUCGCUUUCACUGUGGAGGCCGGUUUUGUUGUUGGUAAUAACUUGUUUGUUUGCAUAAUUUUACUUUUGCUGAUAUGUACCAUGGUGUUAUCUGGGUUUCUGCUUUUGCUUCCCUUUUAACAAAACAAAACGUUUUGUAUUAAUUGUCAACACUGUGUUACUUAUUAGGUUGCCAUAUGCAACCCAGUUACCCUUAAUGUAGAUUUUAAACUGUUGACCCUGACUGGACAAGUACUUUGCUCACUGACGGAGGGAAUGUUGUCAAGGAGACGGCGGAAGGUCGUCGGACUAAUAAUAGCACUUUCCCCUUUGUGACAUCAUCCCAUCUUAUAACGGCGUGAAAAAACGUGGUCGUGUUUUGAACUUAGGCUCAGGUUGGCCUACGGAACGCUGUCUGAGUAGCGUAGAACAAACAGAUCACUGAAAAUGUUUGUGCCCAUAAGGAAUUCCGGUGUAUAUGAAAUAAAGUGGUUUAUUUUUCUUAAUUAUUAA
This is a messenger RNA of Paramormyrops kingsleyae, 6661 nucleotides long. It is a transcript of the gene shroom1, whose product is annotated as shroom family member 1. Gene Ontology annotation, cellular component: adherens junction; cortical actin cytoskeleton; apical plasma membrane. Lineage: Eukaryota; Metazoa; Chordata; Actinopteri; Osteoglossiformes; Mormyridae. The record is from RefSeq and is a predicted model, not a curated record. Gene Ontology annotation, molecular function: actin filament binding. Gene Ontology annotation, biological process: actin filament organization.